Molecule: messenger RNA, 2229 nt
Organism: Cladocopium goreaui
Lineage: Eukaryota; Dinophyceae; Suessiales; Symbiodiniaceae
Source: the annotation of a GenBank genome assembly
AUGAGCGACGACUUAUCGUUGCAAGGACGCUGCAGAUCGCUGCGCUUGGCUUACCAUGCAGAGCGCGGUUCCAGGGCCUGGCUCAAGAUGUCCCGGCUUCUGAUCCUGCCAUGGCUUGGGAUCCUCGUUGAGGCCGGAUGUACCUCCGAACUCCUCCGUGCUGAAGGUGGGAGUUACUACCGCCUGAUCGAGGGAGAGGAGAAGAUCACUUGCUCCGAGCUCACGGAUGGCAAGUGUCCUGUGGCGGUACCUGCCCUGGGCUACCCCUGUUUGGUGAGCUGCGUGGAGUCAGUGGCGUCCUGUGCUUCGGUGAACCCACAGACUCCCGGGGUGAACAAAUGGAAAGAUCCAGAACUCUGUACCUCCUGUGAUGUGACAGCUUGCAAGUUCUGCGACUAUCCUCAUGAAGAUGGUCCAGCUCGUUGCAAUGUGUGCUUUGAAGGCUUCGAACUGGUUCAACAUGCGGAUGGAACUCAGGAAUGCGUCGUUUGGGGACAGGGUGCCAUCAUUUUGGUGGCCUACGUCCUGAUGUUUAUCAUUGUCGCUUUGAUCAUGUUGAUCUUGCUGGGCACAUGCUAUGUGGCAGCACGAGAGAGCAUGAAGAAAAUGAUGCAUGCUGGAACCACCGCAAACCUAGAAGCCUCUCUACUUAAGGCAUCCUAUUCCGAAAAGUCGGAGGCAACUAUGGGAGAACAGACGCAAUCUCCGCAGGACAAAAAACAUAAUGAGAAAGCCAUCUCGCAAGGAUUUAUGACGAGCCUUCAGGCCUCCAUCAAGUUUGAGUCCCUGCGCCGUGCAGGGGGUCGAGGAGAGAGGGGCGUGCGCAGGUUGGUGAAGGCCACCAUGGAUAACGAGCAUGAGGACCUGGGCAUUGGCCUGCAGCUGUUCUACAACACGCAGCUCUUCCUCAUCGCCUUUAGCUUGCUGGGCCUGGCCACUGCGUACCUUUUCCUUCGUGUACUGUCACCAGGCCCGUCGUUGAUGCAGCUGGUGAAGGAAACCGUGCUCUGUCCCAGCUCAGCAGAGGAACUGAGGCAAAUUGAAGCGACAAUCGUGCAAAGAGAACAUGAUCGCGCAAAGAUGGGGCAGUUCAUGGGAGUGGCUUUCUGGUUUGCUUCUGUACUGCUUUCCUUGGGUUUUCACUACUAUCAGAAGAACUUCCAGAAACAGUACGAUUCAAGUCACCAGACGGCCGAUGACUACACCUUGAUGCUGGAAGGGGUUCCUGCGGAAUGCACCUCUGAAAGGCGGUUGCAUCGUUAUAUCGAGAAAGAAUUGAACAUGGAGGGGCGCAUCUAUGGUGUGUGUAUUAUGUACGACCUGAUGCAUUUGAGCCACGAAAACCAAGAAAAACUCGAAGAAAUGUUGGAACACAUCAUCGAGCUGGACGAUGUGAAGAACGGCUGGGUGAAGAGCGACUUCUCCAUGACCCUGAAGGCUUUGGAAGAGGAUGUAGAGAAGGACAAAGAGGAAUUCAAAGAAAUUCUCAAGACAAUGAAGUGCUGUGGUCGCGUCUACAUCGUCUUCCACACACAGGUCUCCAUGGUUCGGGUCCUACGCGAACGUCGUGGACUUCGAAAGCAGAUCUUGUUCCCCCAGUACGCCUCCGUGGAUGGUGACGAAGGCGGGGAAAUUGAUAUGGCGUCCCUUGGGAACCGCGGGGACCAGCCUGAUGGGAUUAGAUAUGAGAAGGCGGAGAUGACCGAAGCGGAGCGCAGGAAGACGUAUCUGAUUUUGCCAGCGAGGCAGUUUGUUUAUAUCUUGAUCUACAUCGUGGUGGCGCAGCUCUUCUACAUGUUCAUGCAGAAGCCCUGGGACAACUGCGCCCUAGAAGCCUCCGCCGGAGCAGCGGGCGUUCAACUGGCUGCGAAAGGCGUUCUGUUGGUGAACUUCGCCAUUCAGACCGCCGUGGCUUUUGAUGUGGAGGGCAGCUGCUUUCUCAGAAUUGCGAAAGUGGAUCAGAUGACCUUCAUAUUCAACACACUGCUCAUGGCGAUAACUUUGGGUUAUGCUGUUAUGCAGGAGUGCAACAAGAAUGGUUUGAGAUCUGUGUUCCUGCCUCCAGAGGAGGAGCUGUCGCCCGAGUGGUGGCAGUGGCGGCGCGGCUUGGUUCAUUCCGCCGCGGCCGAGGUCAACAGCUACGAGGCCUUAGUGUCGGUUUUCACCGAGCAGACGAUCAUGCUGUACGUCUUGGGUGAAGUCGGAAACGUCAUCGGGUCUCCGCACUGA